Molecule: messenger RNA, 1320 nt
Organism: Penicillium alfredii
Lineage: Eukaryota; Fungi; Ascomycota; Eurotiomycetes; Eurotiales; Aspergillaceae
Product: RMD1 family protein
Exons: 2
Coding region: 1-1320 (439 amino acids)
Biological process (GO): positive regulation of mitochondrial translation
Source: RefSeq, a predicted model, not a curated record
AUGUUCGCCCGGCCAUAUGUCUGCUCGACAUGCAAGAGGCCAGCAACAUUGAGGCUUCUCAAGCGACCACAGAAUCAGCAUCUCCACGCCUCGCCUCUGUUGGAGCUCCCCCGCCGGAAGGAUUUCUUUUCGUCCAAUGCCCACUUAAAGCAGAACUCGUCGACCAGAAGCGAUGACUCGACAGAACAUCUUCCGGAAUCACAGAAACAGCGGCGGCGAGGUGGCAGGUCCCCAGCUGCACCCACGUCCUUGCGGCGUGUCGCGGUAGAGGCGCAAAGAUCAAAGGAUGGAUUUCUUUCCAAAGCCCAGCUCAGGGAGCAGGGACUACAUCAGACCAAGACCAUAACUGCCUACGCCGUGGCUGAGCAAUUCAACAUACGCAAAGUUCGGGACAUCCUGCAGGAGAAAGGGUACGAGCCAGAUCCCUUGGAAACGGGGCUAUAUCCACAGGUCGUCCAUGUUCAAGUACCUAUCGAGUCCAUCCGACGAGUGGGGAAUCCUUCAACCGCAGAUUUAUCUUCGAACGAAGUUGGCGACGUGUUUGUGUUUCCAUCGGGCACCGUCGUGGCCUGGUCUCUUCCCGAAGGGUUCACAUCUUUUCUGGCGACGAGAACUCUCCUCCCCGCAGCGGAGAAUGCCCAUUUAGAGGAUCUGGAGACCGAAGAUCUCGAGUUUGUCGAAGACCCUAAGCGGGACAACAGCAUUAUCAAGGGGGACACGAUCAUCCUGGGAACUAAUACUGGCAGCCAGGGACUGGAGGCGCCGCUUGCGUUACAACAGUCUAUUGAUACGGUUUUGACCAAAGUGGCAUUCUCGUCGGGGCUAGCUCGAAGCACCAAGCUGGCCGUCCUCGAAAGCCUCCUGUCGAACUAUUUCGAGUCGACGCGGGCGAUUCCGACGCUGUUAUCACAAGGCUCGCGUCUUCCCUUCACGCGGGACUUUAUUCUCCGUAAAACUGGGCAAUUACUGAGUGUCCGCGCACAACUCAAUCUCUACUCGGAGCUCACGGAUUCUCUCCCCGACAUCUUCUGGGACAGUCGGCAUGAGCUUGGCCUGGAAGGAUACUACGAACAAGUGGGGCGGGCGCUGGAUGUAGGAAUUCGCAUUAAGCUCUUGAACGAAAAGAUGGACUAUGCACAGGAGAUUGCCAGUGUGCUUCGGGAGCGUCUCAGCGAAACCCACGGACUGCGACUCGAGUGGAUCAUCAUCCUGCUUAUCGCUGUGGAGGUCGGCUUUGAGGUCCUGCGCCUGUGGAAGGAGAGAAUCCAUGAGCAAGAAGAGAAGGUUAAGGCAACCAAGGCUGCGACCACACGGACCUGA